Messenger RNA from Miscanthus lutarioriparius, 1347 nucleotides. The record is from the annotation of a GenBank genome assembly. NCBI's taxonomy places the organism in Eukaryota, Viridiplantae, Streptophyta, Magnoliopsida, Poales, Poaceae.
AUGGCGACGGCAUCGACCACGCUGCUCCUCUCCCUCUCCCUCUCCCUCGCCCUCCUCGCCUUCGCCUGGGCGGCAUCGCCGUCGCCGGAUGCGGAGGCGAUCUCCCGGUUCCAGGAGUACCUCCGCAUCGACACGGCGCAGCCGGCCCCCGACUACGCCGCGGCCGUGGCCUUCCUCCGGAACCAGGCCUCCGAGGCCGGGUUCGAGGCGCGCACGCUGGAGCUCGUCGCCGGGAAGCCCCUGCUGCUGCUGCGGUGGCCCGGGCGGCGGCCGUCGCUCCCCUCGAUACUCCUCAACUCCCACACUGACGUCGUGCCGUCGGAGCCGAACAAGUGGGACCACCCGCCCUUUUCCGCCGCCCUCGAUGAGGCGUCCGGUCGCAUCUACGCGCGAGGCUCCCAGGACAUGAAGUGUGUGGGGAUGCAGUACCUUGAAGCCAUCCGCCGUCUCCGUUCUGCAGGAUUUGUUCCAGAUCGAACUAUCUAUAUAACAUUUGUUCCGGACGAGGAGAUUGGUGGGCAUGGGGGUGUUGAACCGUUUGUUUCAUCUAAGGAGUUCAAAGACAUGAAUGUGGCAUUAGUCCUUGAUGAAGGGCUUGCAUCUCCAGGGGAGGAGUAUCGUGUGUUCUAUGCAGAGCGUAGCCCUUGGUGGCUUUCUAUAAAAGCAAUGGGCGCACCAGGGCACGGUGCGAAGUUGUAUGAUGGUAGUGCAAUGGAGAAUUUGAUGAAGAGCGUGGAGGCUAUUAGGAGGUUCAGGACAUCACAGUUUGAUUUAGUGAAAUCUGGAGAGAAGGCUGAAGGAGAUGUUGUGUCGGUGAAUUUUGCGUACCUGAAGGCUGGCACACCUACACCAACGGGUUUUGUCAUGAAUCUUCAACCAUCUGAAGCAGAGAUAGGUCUUGACAUCCGAAUCCCUCCUAGUGCCCAUGUUGAAGCACUGGAGAGACGCCUUGUGGAAGAAUGGGCACCACCUUCACACAACUUGACCUUUGAGUUUAAACAGAAGAUGUCUGUCCUGGACAACUUUGGGAAGCCAGCCAUGACACCCACAGACAGCACAAACCCAUGGUGGUUGUUGCUUGAAGAAGCUGUGAAGAGUGCUGGUGGCAAACUUGGCAAGCCGGAGAUAUUCCCAGCCUCUACUGAUGCUCGCUACUUCCGGCAAAUUGGAUUACCAGCAUUUGGUUUUUCACCUAUGGCGAACACCCCGAUAUUGCUCCAUGACCAUAAUGAGUUUCUGAGCAAAGAUGAGUACCUCAAAGGAAUCGGGAUAUAUGAGUCCAUUAUCAGGACACUGGCCACUCAUAAAGAUGGUGGUAAAGACGAUGAAUCCAGGGCAGAGCUAUGA